UUGUACCAUGUUUCCAGAUAUGCCCCUUCUUCAUGACCCCUGUCGCCCUCUUCCUUGAAGCGGUGCACGAAACACCUCACCCUGCACUUUCUACAGUACGACACACCGUAAUCUUGUCCAAACUGAUCGUUGUUCUCCACAUGUCAUCUGGGAUUGGGUCGCAACACCUCGCAUACGACCAAGUCGGUUCCGGAUUUUGCGGUGUUGGUGUGCCUGGUACAGCAUGGAUGUAUGGAGGUAUAAGCGUUAGAGGCGAAAUGGCGGCCUGUGGCGGCUGGUAAGAGCUGGCCAGACCCCGCCAUCCGCCAGCCUCAAUGCCGGCCCCGGGGAUAGGCGUCAAUUGCUUGCCGAGACUUGCGAGACAUUGGCGUUAGCCCUAACACAGUGCCAAAUUCAGUCGCUACUCUGCCUGUUGUAGGCCAAGGCCAUAGGCUGCGCUG
Cutaneotrichosporon oleaginosum is the source of this 440-nucleotide messenger RNA. RefSeq lists its product as uncharacterized. NCBI's taxonomy places the organism in Eukaryota, Fungi, Basidiomycota, Tremellomycetes, Trichosporonales, Trichosporonaceae. The record is from RefSeq and is a predicted model, not a curated record.